AAAAUUUAUUCACUUCCUACUUUUAUCAAGAAAGUAUUUUAUAAUAUGAUACACCAACUAUUAGAUUAGAAAAAAGUUAUCUAUCUAAUGGAUACCAUUAGAUCACCAUCAGAAUUCAAGACAAUGAAGGAAGCAUCUCUAGUAAGUGUUAUAUUGACUACCCUGUGUCUACAUGCUCUGUGGCUGUAUGGGUUAUGCUGCAUUUGGAGACUUAACCCCUGGAAACCUCCUCACUGGUUUUGGCUUCUAUAAUCCAUUAUGGCUCCUUGACAUAGCCAAUGCCGCCACUGUCAUUCUCCUCGUUGGUGCUUACCAAGUUAAUUGCCAACCACUUUUCGCUUUCAUUGAGAAACAAGCAGCAGAAAGAUACCCAGAUUGGAAAUUCAUUACCAAAGAAACCAAAAUCCCCCUUCUAGGAGGAGGUUUUCCACCUUACAAUCUGAACCUCUUUAGGUUGGUUUGGAGGACAAUUUUUGUGAUCACCACCACCAUCAUCUCCAUGCUUCUUCCCUACUUCAACCACGUCGUUGGACUCUUCCUUGCUGUGGGAUUCUGGCCCCUGACAAUUUACUUCCCAGUGCAGAUGUAUAUCAAACGAAAGAUGAUUCUAAACUGGAGCAUUCAAUGGCUCUGCCUCCAAAUCCUAAGCAUUUCCUGCUUUAUUAUCACCAUUGCAACAGCUCCUGGCUCUAUUGCAGGACUUGUUGUUGAUCUCAAGUCAUACAAGUCUUGAUCUUUAGGGUUUAAGUUUUUUUGUUGGAUUGUGAACAUAGGUCUGGGGCCAUAUAUGUAUCUUAUCCCAAAUUGUAAUUUUGCUUAUCAUCGAACGCCGAAGAAAUUACAAAACAGAGC
Molecule: messenger RNA, 852 nt
Organism: Rubroshorea leprosula
Lineage: Eukaryota; Viridiplantae; Streptophyta; Magnoliopsida; Malvales; Dipterocarpaceae
Source: the annotation of a GenBank genome assembly